This is a messenger RNA of Rattus rattus (black rat), 1775 nucleotides long. RefSeq names its product solute carrier family 30 member 6 (gene Slc30a6). The transcript has 12 exons. Gene Ontology annotation, cellular component: membrane. Gene Ontology annotation, biological process: monoatomic cation transport; transmembrane transport. Bases 57 to 1292 code for a protein of 411 amino acids. Gene Ontology annotation, molecular function: monoatomic cation transmembrane transporter activity. NCBI's taxonomy places the organism in Eukaryota, Metazoa, Chordata, Mammalia, Rodentia, Muridae. The record is from RefSeq and is a predicted model, not a curated record.
UCCUGGAAGAUACUUCUUUUGGUGCCAUCAACGUGCUGUGCACUGGCUUCCUGCUCAUGUGGUGCAGCUCUACUAACAGCAUAGCUUUAACUGCUUAUACUUACCUCACCAUUUUUGAUCUCUUUAGUUUAAUUACAUGUCUAAUAAGCUACUGGGUGAUGAUGAGGAGACCUAGCGCUGCCUAUUCGUUCGGGUUUGAAAGACUAGAAGUCCUGGCUGUAUUUGCUUCUACUGUCUUGGCACAAUUGGGAGCCCUCUUUAUACUAAAAGAAAGUGCAGAACGCUUUUUGGAGCAGCCCGAGAUACACACGGGAAGAUUAUUAGUGGGUACUUUUGUGGCCCUUUCUUUCAACCUGUUCACGAUGCUUUCUAUUCGGAAUAAGCCUUUUGCUUACGUCUCUGAAGCUGCUAGUACAAGCUGGCUUCAAGAGCAUGUGGCAGACCUUAGUCGCAGCUUGUGCGGCAUUAUCCCAGGACUCAGCAGUAUCUUCUUGCCCCGCAUGAACCCGUUUGUUCUGAUCGAUCUUGCUGGGGCACUUGCUCUGUGUAUAACAUACAUGCUGAUUGAAAUUAAUAAUUACUUUGCUGUAGACACUGCGUCAGCGAUCGCCAUUGCCCUGAUGACAUUUGGCACCAUGUAUCCCAUGAGUGUGUACAGUGGGAAGGUGCUUCUCCAGACAACACCACCUCAUGUUAUUGGUCAGUUGGAUAAACUGAUUAGAGAGGUGUCUACCUUGGAUGGGGUGUUAGAAGUCCGAAAUGAACACUUUUGGACCCUUGGAUUUGGCUCCUUGGCUGGAUCAGUGCAUGUAAGAAUUCGACGAGAUGCAAACGAACAAAUGGUCCUUGCUCAUGUGACCAACAGGCUGUGCACGCUGGUGUCCACUCUGACUGUUCAGAUCUUCAAGGAUGACUGGAUUAGGCCUGCCCUGUCAUCUGGGCCUGUUGCACCCAAUGUGCUAAACUUCUCAGACCACCACAUAAUCCCAAUGCCUCUUUUAAAGAACAAUGAUGAGAGGACCCCUGUCACAUCCACACCAGCCAAGCCCAGCAGCCCACCUCCGGAGUUUGCAUUCAAUACGCCCGGGAAGAACGUGAGCCCAGUCAUUCUCCUGAACACACAGACAAGGCCGUACGGUUUGGGUCUUAACCGUGGACACACACCAUACAGCAGUGUGUUCAGCCAAGGACUUGCGUUUCCAGGAGUUGGAGCAGGCCAGGGAUUGAGGCCCACCUUCCCACAUAUACCAAGCAGGUACGGAAUCAACAGGAUGGGACAGCCAAGACCCUGAUGGACUCUAACGUACUGUUAUGGGAGUGUCGACUCCUUGCCUUCCAGUGUAUUUAGUCAUCCAUUUGCAUUGACUGUUCAACCACUUAUGUGUCAGAUUAUUCCAAGCUUGUUCAUAUUUCAUAAAACCUAUAAACUAUAUUUUUGUAAAACGUUCUUGUGGCAGUGAGGUCUUUGAAACGUCAUGGGUGUGUGUCAGGUAGGUCUCCUUCAAGAAGUCUGAAUGCCAGCUGCUUUGUAACCGCCAACGCUGUGACACUCUGGCCAUGCGGUGGGUAGAUCUGUAUCUUACUACAAACUCAUAAUUCCUUCAGUAGAAUUUAUAAACAUGCUUCAUGUAUGGUGCCCAUCUAAGGAAAUGAAAACGUUAGUGUCCAUUUGAAAAGUAAAAUCUCUUUUAUAGCUUUUUUAAGCUUAAUUACUGCAUUUUUUUGAGGUCCUCCCGAAUCAUUUGUUAAAUAAAAAGUAAAAGUUUCUAUUGGAA